Eruca vesicaria subsp. sativa (arugula) is the source of this 1390-nucleotide messenger RNA. Lineage: Eukaryota; Viridiplantae; Streptophyta; Magnoliopsida; Brassicales; Brassicaceae. The record is from the annotation of a GenBank genome assembly.
AUCUAGUUCUCUCUUCUUAUUCUUUUUUUGGUUCCAGCAGUUGUUGAGCUUCGUUCUUGAUUAAGAUAUAUCUUUAGUUUCAGUGAAGACUUGAAGAUAGCUAAGAAAGGGACAAAGGAAGAAGUCAUUAGUUUCACUUUUGUGUUUCAGUGUUAUAAACUAGCUUUUAUCAAUGGAGUUAGGAUCUUCAAUUGGGUCGUGCUUCAAGUCGGCCAACCCUCCUGUACUAAUCUCUAAGAACACCAAUCUCACGUUGACAAGGAGAAGUCAAAGAUUCUCAUUCAGAGUCUCUGCUGUUUCAUAUAAAGAAUUCGCUGAGUCUGCUCUGGAAGAAACCAGGAAGAGGGUCGUUCUUGAGCCUUCCCCUCUCCAGGAAAGGUAUAGUAGCAUGAGAGGACUUGAUGGCAAAACCCAACUUCAAAUGCUUGCUUUCAAGUCUCCAAAGAUUAGACUCUUGCGGAGCAUGGCCAUCGAGAACGAGACAAUGCAGGUUUUCGACUUUGCUGGUUUCAUGGAGCCUGAGUAUGAUACACCUAUAUUCUGUGCCAACUUCUUCACAUCUGCCAACACCAACAUCGUGGUGCUGGACUUAAAUCCCUUGCAUCAGUUGACUGAUCAGACAGAUUACCAAGACAAGUAUUACAAAAACAUAAUGUCCAUAUACCACAAAUACGAUGAGAUUUUCCCAUGGGGAGGAAAGCUGACUGGUGAGUCCAUAAAGUUCUUUUCACCUUUGGUGAUGUGGACUAGAUUCUCGUCUAGCCAAGAAAAACAUAAGGCUUUGUUCUCUGCGUUCCUUGAAUACUAUCAGGCAUGGCUUGAGAUGACAAUCCAAGUGAAGGAAGAGAUAGAGCCAUCUCAGGUGAAAGCCAAUCGUGAAGCACAACACAAGUACCUGACAUGGCGAGCACAGAAGGAUCCUGGACAUGCUCUUCUUAGAAAACUAAUUGGUGAAGCAAAGGCAAAGGAGUUGCUGAGAGAUUUUCUGUUCAAUGGGGUGAAUGAGAUGGGCACAAAAACAUUCAUUGAUUACUUUCCAGAGUACCAAACAGAAGAUGGAGCUGUGAGUGACAAACGAAGCAUCAUUGGGAAGUCUUUUGAAACUCGGCCAUGGGAUUCAAAUGGACUAUUCAUCGGUUAACACAUUCUCUAAGCUUUAAUCCAUGUGUUCAUGUGAACAACAAGUUCAGAUUCAGUUUGUGACAUCAACAGAACAUAGGGAAUUGGAAUAAGAACAAGCAUCAUGAAGAGUCUCUCAGCUCUGUGUUUAAUAUUUUUAUACAGCAUCUCAGGAUGAUUGUUUAGAGUUUACCACCAUUGGUUAGUGUGUUGUUACCCAUUGUUUAUCCUCUGUUGGUACAUUACAUGUUGUCAAACAAGAGUAAUUCAG